UCAAUGUUUAUUUAGAGUGUAGUACACCUUUUGAGUACAAGAUAGCGCUGUUGGUGUUCCAGCAAUUCGUCCAUCAGACUUCAAGUUUCUGAUAAACAGUAUAUACCGUGACUUCGGUGUGUUCGAAACAGUUUGAUGCUCGAUUUCGCGCAGGUAUCGAAGUAACCAAGAUAAUGGUACAGUUCAUUUAUUCAUAAUUUAGAAUUAUAUAGCUUUUUAAUCACGCUUAUACGAUUUAAAAGGAAUAUCAACGGUGUUAUACGAGUGCAAUUUAAAGAUCGACUUUCCGUGAAACGUAUCCUUUAAUAACAUAUAAUGUUACAAGUACGUUACUCAAGAAAUACACGUGCUUUGAUAAAUUAGUAUGCAAUAUAUGAGACAAUUAAAUAAAAGAAGAUUUGUCGAGGAAAUAAAAUAAACCAGAAGCGAAGAUUGAGCUUUUAAGUGAUCACGACCCGGUUGUCUUUUGUAAAUGGAAUCUUUCACAGUAAUAACUACCUGCAUAAGUGACAAGACAAGAAAAUUUACAUAUAAGGCAAGAUAGAGAUGUUUGUAUACUCAGUGCCUUUAAUGCUAUGAUAAUGAUCUGUCUAUGCGACCAAUGUCAAUGUAACUCGUGUUUCUUAUCGAAUGAAAAGCAAUCAUCAGCGUGUCAUGGAGGACGGUGGUCAAGUGCAUUCUAUUACACUCCUCGAAGAAACCUUUUACGUUACAUCCAAGAAAAACACUUAUUACAAGGUGAGAUUGACGGAAAAGGGUCUCAGCUUAGAAAAAGACAAUAAUGGUGCAACUAAGGUUGAAACGAUCAUUUUGAACGACAUAAUAGGAUGUAGAUGUAUGCGUUCGAAACGUAAAAGCGCGGGAAGCUGUGUUUGUGGUCCAGGUACUUCGAGGUCGCAAUUCAAGCUGGUUGAGUCCGUAGAAGCUUUUCAGUGUUACGAUGAGUUCGACACCUCAGCCUAUUUGUAUAUUUAUGCGUAUACGUUGAAGAAAGCACGCAUGAAAGGCAUUAAGAGACGCGAAAGGACGACAAUCACUCUACGGUUUCGCAGCUUUGACAAGUAUGAGGAUAAUCUGCGGGAGGCUAGCAGGUGGCGAUUAGCUAUCAAAUGUUUGAUUGCUGGCGUGCCUGUGCCGAAAAGUUUCAUGAGUCCUAGUCACGAGAACCUUGAGUCGUUGAUUAAUGAUGUAGACAUUGACGUUCAAUAAUUGAUGCCGGAUGUUACAAAGUAAAGCGAGGAAGAAGUUAUUUGCAAUACUUCUUUGUUAACGCAAUUACAUGUUAAUGAAUGCUCAAGUUCAAUAGUACAGUCGAUGCUAUAUUAACCGACAUAUUUUGAUUAUUUAAACGCAGUCGAAAACUUUGGAAUGAGAUAUCUCACGUUAUUCGCUAUUCCUAUAGAACGUAUCGUUUUCUAGUGGCAUUUCAGUCUCAAGUAUAUUAUUUGAUUAAAUAUUUAUUGUGAUUAUAUUUAAGGUUAUAUCAAAUUUAUGCUUAUAAAUCUCAGUUAAAAUCGUGUUACAAAUCACAUACAUGUAUGUUUCUUUCAAAAUAUAACUGCAUCAGAUAAGUACACAUUAGAAUUUUAAACACUUUCUAUUGCAUACCUUGCAUAUGCAGGCCAGGUGCCAACAUAUUCUCUCUA
Messenger RNA from Megachile rotundata (alfalfa leafcutting bee), 1646 nucleotides. It is a transcript of the gene Sk2, whose product is annotated as Sphingosine kinase 2. NCBI's taxonomy places the organism in Eukaryota, Metazoa, Arthropoda, Insecta, Hymenoptera, Megachilidae. The record is from RefSeq and is a predicted model, not a curated record. Gene Ontology annotation, molecular function: zinc ion binding; nucleic acid binding. Gene Ontology annotation, cellular component: cytoplasm; intracellular membrane-bounded organelle; membrane. Gene Ontology annotation, biological process: phosphorylation; sphingosine biosynthetic process.